GCCGGGCCUUGCGCGGCGGAGCUCGCCCGCCCCGGCGCCGGAGUACGGGCGGGGCGGGGUGGUCCGGUCCCACCCCCGCGGGCGGAGCCGGGUCCGGUCGACAAGAUGGCGGCGGGCCUGAGGGCGGUGAGGCGCUGGGGGCUGCUGGCGGCAGCAGCGUCGCCAUCACCCUCCCCCGCUUUUACUCGUUCUGUAUCUGUUGUGAAAGAAGCGAAUAGUGGCCAACCAAACUGGCUGGGAGUUGGCAUGGCGUUUGGCACCAGUGCUGUCUUGUGGGCUUUUCUUAUCAAGGAGCAUAAUGAAGAUGUAAUGGAAUAUGAAAGAAGAAAACAAGAGAGGCAACAUAAGUGUACGGGAUGUUCAUAGCUGGUGACAUGGUCACAAAGAGAUGUGCACUACAGGGCAAAGUGUACGUGGUCGUUGUCCUACCAAUGAAUGAGCACAGAAGAAGUAAAAAGCUCUCUAAUUACCUGUAUGUUCAUACAUUUCAUGUGAAUAAUUAAAAUAAAUUAAAAAGUCUAGAAUAAACCUGAAACUAAUUUCUUUGCCAUUAAUAUUUCAUUCUGCUGGUCUUGAAGUUGUUUUAUGUGGCAUUUCCAUUU
Messenger RNA from Cinclus cinclus, 602 nucleotides. It is a transcript of the gene NDUFC1, whose product is annotated as NADH:ubiquinone oxidoreductase subunit C1. Bases 106 to 366 code for a protein of 86 amino acids. Gene Ontology annotation, cellular component: mitochondrion. NCBI's taxonomy places the organism in Eukaryota, Metazoa, Chordata, Aves, Passeriformes, Cinclidae. The record is from RefSeq and is a predicted model, not a curated record. The transcript is spliced from 4 exons.